AUGGCUGGGCUGGGCAUACUGGUCAUCCUCGCUGACCUGGUGAUAGGUCGCAAGAGAUGGUUAAGCGCUCUAGCGCUGGCCGGGCUGGUGGUUCCUUUAUGGUUUGUUUUGGCGCAGCUCUCCGAAUUGCCUGGCGGACUUGGCAGCUUCGGUACGGACAAUCUAGUGCCGGCCACCAGCGUCCUUGCUGACAGCCUGUCAGUUGACAGGUUUGGAACCUUUCUGAACCUCUUGGUUGUUGCGACAUUGGCGCUGGUUUUCCUGGCGUCUGUGUCUUAUGUCAAUGCGCUCUCACGUCUACAGGGAGAAUUCUAUGGGCUGAUGCUGCUUUCGGCCAGCGGAAUGAUGUUGCUAGCUUCAGCCACUGAAUUAAUCACGAUUUACGUGGCACUGGAGUUAACUACCCUGCCCCUGGUUGCGAUUGCCGCAUUUCUUCCCAACUCCAGGUCCAGCGAAGCUGGCAUGAAGUUCCUGGUAAUUGGAGCCAUUAGUUCGGGGCUGACCCUUUAUGGCAUGGCGCUGCUGUACGGGUUCAGUGGGAGCACGACGCUAAGCGGCAUUGCUCUGGCCCUGAGCGGGCCGGUCAGUAAUGAAAUACCAUUUGGCAGCUAUGCGGUGCUGAUUGGGGUUGCCGUCCUCACUGCCGGAAUUGCCUUCAAGCUUUCUUCAGUUCCUUCCCAAAUCAAGGCCGUGGCUUUCGCCCUGCUUCUUCGGGUCCUCUACAGUGGUUUCCUGAUCUUUGAUGACAAUUGGGGAAUGUUGCUGGCUGUCCUGGCAGCACUGUCUAUGACUGUUGGAAAUCUCGUUGCCAUAGCUCAAAGCAAUAUUCGCCGCUUGCUUGGUUACAGUACCAUUGCCCACGCCGGUUACAUUUUGGUUGGCGUAGCUGCCGUUACACAAGGCGUGGCUGCUGGGGACGACGGAGGACUGUUUACAACAUUUGGACCCAGUAGCGUCCUGUUUUAUCUUGUCGCCUAUUCGGCCGCAAACCUUACUGCAUUCUUUGCCAUUCUGGCGAUCCACUCUCGGAUUGGGAGCGACCUGAUUGAGGACUAUGGGGGAGUAUUCACGCGCUACCCGUUCGUUGCCAUUGCAUUGGCUUUAGCCCUUGUUGCUCUUAUUGGGGUCCCUCCUACCGGUAUUUUCAUCGGAAAAAUUUAUCUCUUCUUGGCGGCAGUAAAGAGCGACCUGGCAUGGCUCGCCAUUCUUGGAGCAGUAAACAGCGUUAUCUCGGCUUACUAUUACAUUCGAAUAAUCAGGGUUAUGUUUCUGUCGCCCGAGUCGGAAGCGGUGGCGGCGAUGGGUUAUAGGAAUUCAUCCACGGCGUCCGGACUUAACCGGAAUGGCAGGUUUUCUUUGACUGUUGUCGCCUUAACCGUCACCGCCGUUUGCACUGUUCUUUUGGGCAUCGCCUUUGAACCGAUAUUGCAGGCAGCAGAAAGCGCGGUAACGGCCCUGCCGGGAGUGCUGGCUCCGUAG
Molecule: messenger RNA, 1479 nt
Organism: Geodia barretti
Lineage: Eukaryota; Metazoa; Porifera; Demospongiae; Tetractinellida; Geodiidae
Source: the annotation of a GenBank genome assembly